AUGGAGGAAGAGGCUAAUUCUUGGAUUAGGAGAACAAAGUUUUCUCAUCGCUUUGAUUCUUCAAGAUUGGCCUCCCUUCCUCUAACCAUUGAACAAGACCGGAUUUCAGGGUUAAAGUCAAGGCCUAUAGCAACAGCAACAGAGGCUCCUUCUAAUCGGACUUCAAGUCUCGGUAAUUCAAAGACUCAGAGGAACCAUGUUCCUUCACGGUUUCAGCGAAAUCUCAUUAUCAACAAGCAGAGAUCUUUGUCCCCUCUGCCUCAGACCACCCUCUCUGAUGAGUUUAAGGAAGCCAAGUCUGAAGCCAAGAGGUUUUCGACACCACAUCCUAAGAGAAAAGUUAUGGGAAGGUUAUUUAGUAAGGAUUCACAAACUAAGGUAUCGAAUCCGAUGAAUACGAGCCCCCUGAGGCACUUGGCGUCUAUGAAAGUCAAUGACAAGUCGAAGAACCGGAAGGAGUCGCCUUGGGCCAAGUACUUUGACCAUGCCGGUGGCAGAAUUAAUGCUGUGGAAGCUGCCGACGAAUUUAGUGUUGAUUUGUCAAAGUUGUUUCUUGGGCUUAAGUUUGCUCAUGGGGCGCAUAGCAGGCUUUACCAUGGUAUUUACAACGAUGAAGCUGUUGCAGUUAAGAUUAUCAGGGCUCCGGAUGAUGACGAAAGUGGAGUAUUGGCAGCUCGAUUGGAGAAACAGUUUAGUAGAGAAGUCACUCUUCUAUCACGUCUCCACCAUUCAAAUGUCAUAAAGUUCGUUGCAGCCUGUAGAAAGCCACCCGUAUAUUGUGUAGUCACGGAAUAUUUAUCAGAGGGUUCCUUGAGGGCAUAUUUGCACAAACUGGAGGAUAAAUCUCUUCCUUUAGAGAAACUGAUUGCCAUUGCCUUGGACAUUGCUCGGGGAAUGGAAUACAUACACUCACAAGGAGUCAUUCAUCGGGACCUCAAGCCCGAAAAUGUUCUUAUUGAUCAAGAAUUCCACCUGAAAAUUGCUGAUUUUGGUAUAGCAUGCGAGGAGGCGUACUGCGAUUCUUUGGCUGAUGACCCUGGGACGUACCGUUGGAUGGCCCCGGAGAUGAUCAAGCGUAAAUCCUAUGGGAGGAAGGUUGAUGUGUACAGUUUCGGACUCGUCUUGUGGGAAAUGGUGGCCGGAGCAAUCCCCUAUGAGGAUAUGAAUCCCAUUCAAGCUGCUUUUGCUGUAGUGAAUAAGAAUUUGAGGCCUGUUAUUCCAAAGGACUGCCCAUCUGCCAUGCGAGUCUUGAUUGAGCAAUGUUGGUCCUUGCAACCAGAUAAAAGGCCUGAGUUUUGUCAGGUUGUGAAGGUAUUGGAGCAAUUCGAGUCUUCCCUUGCCCGCGACGGAACCUUGACUCAUGUACAAAAUCUAAUUUGCCAAGAUCAUAAGAAGGGGCUCCUUCACCGGAUUCAUAAGCUUGGUCCUGUGCAUCCUCAUAGCACACCCGUGCCCAAACCCAAGUUCUCUUGA
Molecule: messenger RNA, 1473 nt
Organism: Prunus armeniaca (apricot)
Lineage: Eukaryota; Viridiplantae; Streptophyta; Magnoliopsida; Rosales; Rosaceae
Source: the annotation of a GenBank genome assembly